Messenger RNA from Cylicostephanus goldi, 384 nucleotides. The record is from the annotation of a GenBank genome assembly. Lineage: Eukaryota; Metazoa; Nematoda; Chromadorea; Rhabditida; Strongylidae.
AUGAGAAAACCAAAAGAAUUCGAGCAACUUUUGACGCAAACUGAUAUCUCUGUCUACAGAAGUUGCGAUAGAUGUGCAGGCUUCUUUGAUGAUGGUGAGCUGUAUGUAGCUUUCGAGGGAACAUCAUGGCAUCAGGAAUGCUUUCGGUGUGCACAAUGUUUGCUGCCCAUAAACCUCGAUGAUGAUUAUUUCGAAGUGGGUGGAAGACUGUACUGCCAACACGAUUUUCAGGUGCUUUAUGCUCCUAUAUGUGCAAAAUGCAAUUUUUUUGUGGUAGGGAAGUUGAUGCGGUCACUUAACUCUUCUUUUCACCCAUUAUGUUUCAAAUGUGACAAAUGUGCAGGAGGUUUGGACGAUGGAGUGUGGUAUGCCCAAGGAAGGUAA